CACUUCUACAGGAAAUACCCUCCGCUCGCGCAGAUUGUUGAGGCCGCCAUUUUACCGACCUUACGCGCACAGGAACAAUGGUGGUCCUGCUCCAGUCCAAGUCCUUCCUGGAAAACAUGCUGUCCUCUUUAAACGACCUAAGACUCCACGGACAUCUCACCGACAUCACAAUCAAGGUCGACUUCCAGGGAAAAGCAGAGGAAUUCCGAGCCCAUCAGUUAAUGUUGGCGGCAUCUAGUGGCUAUUUCAAAAGUAUAGUCCUGUCUGAGCACUGGAUACAAGACAAAGUUCUACUCACCAACAUGCAAACGACAAAUUUUGCCAAAUUUUUAGAGUUUGUUUACACUGGGAAAAUUCAAGUUAGCUGGAAUGAGUUAGUCGAUAUUCAGUUAGCGGCUAAGUUCUUGGACUGUCAGGAGCUGUUCUUGUUGUGUAAAGAAACUAGGGAAAAGGCCUCACGAAAACUGAAAAAAUUGUCCAAAACUACUACCACUACUACUACAACUACUGCUCAUACGAGUACUACUACUACUACUACUACUACUGCAGAAAAGGAGAAUGAGAAUAAUCCAAGAAGGUCUAAAAGAAAGAAAAAAAACAAAAAGAUGGAUUCAGACGAUAGCGAUUACACACCAGCUAGCGAAAAAACAACAGGUACAAACACAUUUAAUAAGACGCUUAAACUACGACUACCACGUAAAGCUCUUGAAAAGACGAGUGAACCUGAAAAGGAAGAAAUAAACAGCAGUGAAGUUAAUGAAGAAGCAGAAACUGGAAACGCCAAACCUAAAAAGUCUAAAAACGCAGUACCGUCCGAUGAAGAGUGGAGUCCCAAGGAUAAUACUCCAAAUGGGGAUGAUGAUGAUGAUGACGCUUUCUUACUUGGGUUUGAGGGGCAGGAGCCUUCAGGAGAUGAUAGUUUGGGAGAGGAGGUGUUCAAGUGGACGUCCAAAGCUCAGUUUGAGUGUACCGAGUGCCAGCGAACGUUUCACUACGAAAAGAGCUUUUUGAAACAUAGGAGCACUUACCACGGCAUGACAGCUGAAAUCAUCCAUCGCUGUGAGAUCUGUCAGCAAACCUUCGCCAACCGCAGUAACCUGAAGACCCACGAGAGGCACGUGCACAGCUCCGAGAGGCUGUUCACCUGCAGCACCUGCACCAAGAGCUUCAAGAGGAAGAAAGACGUGGUCCGCCAUCAACGACAGGUCCAUGAGCGUGACAGCCACAAACACAUCUGCAGCACCUGUGGGAAGUCCCUGAGUUGUAAAGCGGCGUUACAUUUACACGAGCGAAUCCACAACGGAACCAAACCGUAUCAGUGCCCCGUGUGUGACGCCAAGUUCACCCAGAAGACGGCGCUCAAGAUGCACAACAGGACACACACAGGAGAGAAGCCGUUUGCCUGUACUUUGUGCGACGCACGAUUUACCCAGAAACAGAUGUUGGCCAAUCACGUCCGCUCUCACACUGGAGAGAAGCCUUUUAUGUGCGAAGCGUGCGGUAAAAGUUUUUCCUCUCGGGAAUAUUUGAGGCACCAUUCAAACAUUCACACCGGAGCCAAGCCGUUUAAGUGUGAUCACUGUGGGCGGGGCUUCUCACAGAGGAACUCCCUCAACCAGCAUUUAAAAAUACACACAGGUGACCGUCCCUACAGCUGCAAGUUCUGUGAGAAGCACUUCACUCAGCUGAACGCUCUGCAGAGGCACCAGAGGAUCCACACCGGAGAGAAGCCCUUUAUGUGCAGCAUGUGUCACCGCACCUUCACCGACAAGUCCACACUGCGCCGACACACCACGACUCACGCUUCUGACGCUCCCUGGACUUCGUUUUUGGUUGUACUGGACGGAAACAUCGAGGACAGAAAACCUCCGACAGAAAUCAAAAACAAACCCCCGAAAACUGUCGACAAAAAGAACAAGAAAAGCAACAACAGGGAGGAUGACGAAGACGCGAAAAACCCCAACAAAUCUGAAACUACAGAGACGUCGACCAUUACUGUCCCGUCAGACUGGGCGAGCCACGGAGCUAUAGCGUUGGUUAGCCACACUGCGCUAGGCGGGAUCACUGUUAUCCACACAGAAAUACCAGCGGGAACGAAACUCCAACCUAUUGUGACGACUGAUAGCACCGGAGCUAGCGUGCUAUCGUUGGACAAUUCGGCUAUUACGGUUCCCUUUUCGCUAGCGGCUAACGUAGCGCAGUCCAUAUCUACCACGACGAUCCCGACUGUUUCUGUUUCGGACGGUACGCUAGCGAUAGUUACGGACAGCCAAACCAUCAGCUCGCCGUCUGUCCUGGAGGUGGCGGCGUCUCAGACGAUUUUAGCUUCAGAAUCGGAUUCGAAAGCCAACGAAGAAGACAUGUUAGCGCCAAAUGUUGAAACUGAGGUUAUCAUGGAAACGACAGCUGAAAUCGAAGUUAAUAUUGAUGCUAAAGAUGACGACGACGACGAAGAAUAAAAUUAAACUUAGAAUCGUGUGUGUGUUGUAUUGUAUAUUUGUAAAGUAAAAUGUGAGUUUUUGUUAUUUAUUUUGCAUAGCAGUGUGGUAUCUUUACAUUUUUGGCAACAUCAUGUCUUUUUUUGUGUAUUUUGUAUUUAAAAGUUGUAAACAGUCACGUGAAGUAUGAAGUAAACGCAAUUAAAGCAAAUAUACCAUCU
Messenger RNA from Periophthalmus magnuspinnatus, 2659 nucleotides. RefSeq names its product GDNF-inducible zinc finger protein 1 (gene gzf1). The coding region runs from base 78 to 2459 and encodes 793 amino acids. Gene Ontology annotation, molecular function: protein binding. NCBI's taxonomy places the organism in Eukaryota, Metazoa, Chordata, Actinopteri, Gobiiformes, Gobiidae. The transcript is spliced from 8 exons. The record is from RefSeq and is a predicted model, not a curated record.